CCGAUCGGUUGGUGUGAAUCGUUAGCCAUACGAAAAGGCCGAGGAGUUAUUAGUAACGUUGGUGAAGUUGGAGCCCUUUUGUGCAUAUGUUGCCAUUAUGCAUCGCGACUUGGGACGGCAUCAAUCAAAUUAUUCAAAGCCCAGAUCUGAUGCAACUUGUCCACUGUAUAGAGCAAGAAAAGAAGAGAUUGUGCAGACGGAAUCUCGCCCGGCCUGAGCCUUUUGGUUCUGACUGAUGGAGCACCGGCGUGAGUCCAAGGAGGCGGCGGGGAUAGUAGAUGAGGGGGAAGACCAAGAAUCUCCGGAGAUGCACAGGGGCGUCCUCUCCGAUACAACCCCUCAAACCAGAGAUGUUUCAUUCCGAGGUAGAUGCAGAGUCGGGGAGACGGGCCCCCCGAUCAGUGCUUCACUUGGCGCCAUGAGAACCCUUGUCUGGAAGCUGGACAUGCUGCUGCUAGCGCCUCCUCCGGGAUGCUCCUCCGAGAGUGUCAAGCUUAAGAUGCAGCUCCUCAAAGAAGAUAUUGAAGAGAUAAGCACCUGCCUUGAUGCACUGUCACAACUGGAGGACCCUCCCCAGACGGCCAGGUGCUGGAUGAAUGAGGUGCGCGAUCUGUCUUACAACAUGGAGGAUUACAUCGACAGCCUAUACGUGCAGGCUGCAGACCCCUCCUUCAUUGCCGAUAACAUCAAGAUCACCAGAUCCCACCACAAAUGGCUAAGUCAUGUCAGGGCACCCAAGAAGCUUACGUGGGAUGAGCAGAUUGUGGGAUCAGUAUCAGAAUUCAGGACAUAUGUUGGCGACGCGAUGAAACGACACAGGAUGUAUGGUCUAAUUUUUUUUAGCACCUUGAGGCAUACACUUGUGCCUGUUGGCCAUAUGCUUCCAACGCCAACACCGUAUGAAGUAACAUCUGACAUAGUAAUCAAUGACCGCAUGAAUGAGUUUAUUAACUCACUGACUAACGAUGGCGCCGAUCAGCAGCAGCUCAAGGUGGUAUCUGUUCUGGGAUCUGCUUGUCUUGGUAAAACUACAUUUGCUAGAGUGUUGUACAACAGGAUUGGGUUGCAAUUUGAUUGCCGAGCUUUCAUUCGAGUGUCCAAAAACCCUGAUAUGAAGAAAAUUUUCUGGGACAUGCUCUUGCAAUUGAAGCGGCAGCAGUGCCCACCACAGUAUUUUAAGGAGGUUGAUCUCAUUAAUAUGAUAAAAAAUUAUCUCCAAGACAAAAGGUAUUUCAUUAUUAUUGAUGAUCUGUGGUCUGCAUCAGUAUGGGAUAUUAUCAAUCGUGCCCUUCCGAAGGGUAGUCAUGGCAGCAGAAUAAUAACCACUACACAGAUAGAAGAUGUUGCUUUCAGAUGUUGCCGUUAUCAGUCAGAGCUUGUUUUUGAGAUGAAACCCCUAGAUGAUCAUCACUCAAGAAAGCUAUUCUUUAACAGACUGUUUGGCUUUGAAAGUGAUUGCCCUGAACAGUUCAAAGAGAUUUUAAAUGAAAUUGUUGAAAUAUGUGGUGGUUUGCCACUUGCAACAGUCAGCAUAGCUAGUCUUUUAGCAAGCCAGCCUGCCCUGACAAUUGAUCUAUUGACAUACAUCCAUCAGUCAUUGAGCUCUCUUUUCUCGGCGAAUCCUACCUCAGAAAGAACCAGACAAGCACUGAAUCUCAGCUUCCACAAUCUUCCUCAAUGCUUGAAGACAUGUUUGCUUUAUCUUAGUAUGUAUCAAGAGGGCUACACAUUCUACAAGGAUGAUUUGGUGAAGCAAUGGAUGGCUGAAGGCUUCAUCGAUACAACAGAAGGGCAAGAUGUGGAGAAACUUGCAGAGAGCUAUCUCAAUCAACUUAUCAGUAGAAGAUUCAUCCAACCUAUACGUAUCAACUUCAACAAUGAGGUGUUGUCAUGUGCAGUUCAUGAUGUUGUGCAUGAUAUUAUCACACAGAAGUCCGCAGAAGAGAAUUUCGUUGUUGCAAUAGACUACAAUGAAGAUAACGCAGAUCUUUAUCACAACGCCCGUCGACUCACUCUUCUCUUUGGCAAUGCAAGAUAUACCAAGACACCAACAAGAAGCAUCACAGAGUCGCAAGUUCGGUCACUCACUUUUUUUGGAUUAUUUGAGUCUAUGCCUAGUACUAAAGAAUUCAAGUUUCUUCGUGUUCUAAACCUUCACAUAUCUGGUUAUGGUGGCUCCAAAGAACUCGGUCAUGACGACAACCCUGUAGACCUCAGUGUGAUUUCAGAACUGUCUCAAUUGAGAUAUUUGAAGAUUGCUUCUAAUCUCUGUGUAAAAUUGCCAGACUAUAUGGGAGGGCUGCAUUGUUUGGAGACACUGGAUAUUAUGGAUGCAGUACUCCUUAAACUUAGAAUCGGUGUCUGUCUCCCAUACUUGUUGCACUUGUAUCUCAGUCUCCAUCAUGAGAGAAAUCUGCAGAAUUGGAUUGACGAGAUAUUGGAAGUUAACAGGAUGAAACACCUGCAGGAUCUUCGUGUUACCUUUUCUUCUGGGCAGUCUUCCUCUCAGGAAAAAAAUAUGUUAAUUCUGAGGUAUUUUAUGAGCGGACAUGAAAACCUGAAAACUAUAGUAGUUGCUUGUGACUCCUCAGACAAGGUUAUUGAUGGCGCUUCAGAUGCAUCCAUUUCAUGGGAUGACAUGGUACCUCCCCCACUCCUCCAGAGAUUUGAAUUCUCGCGGCACAGAGGCUGCAUAUUCUCACAAAUACCUCCGUGGGUUGAGAAACACAAGAACCUGAGCAUUUUGAAGAUUGCUGUGAAGGAACUUAAGAUGAUUUGUGUUGGUAUUCUCGGAGGAUUGCCUUCCCUCACGUCUCUGUCGCUGGGCGUAGAGACGGCCCCCGUUGGCAAGAUCAUCUUUAACGUGGCAGGGUUCUCAGUUCUCAAGUACUUCAGGAUGACGUUCAUGACUGGUAUAGCUUGGCUAAAAUUUGAGGAGGAUGCAAUGCCUAAUCUCUUGAAGCUCAAGCUAGUUUUCAAUGCCAAGUCCCGACUGGACCGACGUCAACAUGGUACUGCCAAUAUUACAAUCAAUCAUAUGCCAAGCCUUAAAGAGGUCUCCGUAAAAUUUGGGUGUGCAGCUGCUGAUAUAGAGUAUGCUUUGAGGACCUUUGUUAGUAAUCAUCCGAGCAAUCCUACAAUCAGCAUGCAACCAGUGGAUUUUAGUUCUUGUGGAGAGAAAAACACAAAACGGAAACAUCAACUGGAUGGGGUUGUGGAGGAGGAACCAGAUGAAUACUACAAACAACAACCAGAUGAGAUUCAGCAGCAUGAACCAGUUGAAUAUUACAAACACCAACCGGAUAAGAUUGCGGAGGAAGAACCAGUUGAAUACGACAAGAAACUGGAGAGACCAGCAGAGAAAAGGAUUUCAAGGCCACCGGAGUCCUCUUCGCGUCUGCAUGAUCCAGAGAAAGAGGCUCGAGGGGGAGAAGGCGACAGGAGUCAAUCCAUCCAGCUGGAUGUAAACAAGGUGGGCCUGCAUGAGUUCACCUUGGACGUGCUCAGGUCCGCCACCAGCAACUUCUCGAAGGAAAACCUUCUCAACCCGGAAGAACUCCACCCUAACAUCUACAAGGGCGCCCUUGAGGGCACUGUCAUGGUCAUCAUCACAAAAUUCAACUUCAGCUUGCCCUCAGACUUGAAGUAUCUUGAGAUGAUGCACCAUCCUCAUCUAGUGAAGUUGCUGGGCUACUGCAACCAAGAGUGCAGUAUACUCGUCCACGAGUACAUGCCCAGGGGCGACCUCAAGCAUCACUUCUUGGAGACCAAUCUCAUUGGGUCGUUAGCAUGGCUAACACGGCUCAAGAUCGCUGUCGGAGCGGCCAAGGGGCUGGCUUUUCUACACGAGUCAGGCGAGCAGAUGAUGUACUACAGUGGUUUCACGGCUUCUAGCAUUCUGCUUGACUCGGAUUACACAGCGAAGCUGUGGGGCUUUGGGAUGGGGAAUAAGGAUGACUCCACGGUGCCAGCCAGAAUAAAGAGCGACGUGUACAACUUUGGUGUGGUGCUGCUACAACUGUUGGACCCGAGAAUGGAGAGGCAAUACUCGCGGUCGGCAGCGUGGAGCACUGUGAAGGUCGCGCGCCGGUGCUUGCAGAGCAAGCGCAAGUACCAGCCUCACAUGCGCAACGUCGUGAAAGCCCUUGAGCCGCUGCUCAACGAUGACAGCACCGGCAAGCAGCAGUCAAAGAAAACUAAUUUCUUACGGUGCUUUAUUGGUAGCAAAACUGGUGGAAUUGGGGAGGAAGAGCACGUUAAAGUAUCCAAACAUCUUGUGGAUGGGGCAGUAAAUGAGAAAGGGAAAACUAAGACGAUGGACGGGGCAGUAAAUGAGAAAGGCAAAACUAAGAUGAUCGAAAAAGAGCCAGACGAGUACUACAAACAACAGCCAACAAAUGACAUGGACAUGUUGGAAGAGCCAGACGAGUACGGAACACACGCAGACAUUUGGAACCAGGCACUAACUGGGCGCUAGAUGCGCCUGGAAUCUGAUCCGCGCGAUAUCAGCUCAUCCGUUCCUGACCAUGUACGACAACCUGAACAUUGAUCUUUUUGACUACUUCAUGACCGCGGGAUCACCACUUGCCACCUUCAAGGAAACUGCGUUUUGCGUCAGACAAAUGCACAACCAUGUGCCGUGAGAUGGAGGACUCAUCCUCCUUUUCCACGCAAUCUCUAGAGCAAAGAUAACUGAAGCAAGUGGUUGGAGUUUAUUCCCCUCCCGUUUGUACGUGAGCUGGGUUGUGAUGAUAUCUCUCAACUAAGCAUGCCAGAAUUGGCUGCAUAAUCAUACAUGUACGACUUCCUAGCGUGAGUGAGCAUCAAAGUUUUCCCUGGCCGCAUACCAGAGCUGUCCACUUUUUUUUUCUAGUGCAAAGAAUACCUAUGGCCUGCACACUGAAUAUUCAUCAGGUGUUCCUGCUUCUCUGAAUGAUAUGUGCAGUUGCGUUUCUGAAGUUUACAGGAGAUGCUAGAAAUUUGAUGUUCUUUGGAGAAGCUACUUUAAUUAGUUUGAUGGUCUUUCAUUCAUGACACUGGUUAUCGCGUGGGCUGGUUUGCAGAAGGACAGCAAGACUGAAUUUGUUUUUUCAUGCAGAACAGAUUGCACUCUAUGCAUUUCAUAGCACUGUGAUGAUACUCAUCGCUCGACUUAUGUUCCCUUUGCACCUAAUGAUGAAUUGGAAUUGGAUCAUCAGGUGGUGCUGGGUGUGCCAGACAGACCGCUAUGGUAUAUGAGUUCUAAUGAUGGAAUAUGGCCUCCGUCUCCUGAAGAUGAUGAAAUUCUACCAACAAGUUCCUCCUCCCUAUACUUUGGCUUCUAGUAAAUGAGUUUGUUUCCAUGUAUCCCAGUUUGGUGGGCUCUCUGCCGUAACAAAGCUCACCAAGUAAUGUAUGUUGUCAUAUAUUUGGUCCUGGUCGACAUUGACGUGUCCGAAUUUCAUAGAAUUUAUUUACGAUGAUCCUUUAUUCAGUUACAGUUACAGGAUCACCCAUUUGUACGUUGUUGGCAAGUGUUUUAUUUGUAGAGUUUGUUUGUUCUUUUUGGUUUCCAAAUGGACCAAGCAAUCAAUGUUAUCAAUCAUGUAUCAAGAAUGGAUGUUGUAUAGAAGCUACUACUGUAUUAUGCACGGAGA
Triticum aestivum (bread wheat) is the source of this 5636-nucleotide messenger RNA. Its product is annotated as disease resistance protein RGA5. Gene Ontology annotation, biological process: protein phosphorylation; defense response to other organism. The transcript has 11 exons. NCBI's taxonomy places the organism in Eukaryota, Viridiplantae, Streptophyta, Magnoliopsida, Poales, Poaceae. Gene Ontology annotation, molecular function: ATP binding; ADP binding; protein tyrosine kinase activity. The coding region runs from base 236 to 4477 and encodes 1413 amino acids. The record is from RefSeq and is a predicted model, not a curated record.